Messenger RNA from Bursaphelenchus okinawaensis, 2035 nucleotides. The record is from the annotation of a GenBank genome assembly. Lineage: Eukaryota; Metazoa; Nematoda; Chromadorea; Rhabditida; Aphelenchoididae.
AUGGAUUUUACUGGAAAAGUUGUGAUUGUAACAGGUAAAAUAGUAGGGUAGGGUAGGGUAAAGUAUGGCAUUUGCAAGUAGGAUAGGGCAAGAUAAGAUAAUAUAAUAUAAGGCAAGGCAAGGCAGAAUAGGAUAACAUAGGGUAUAUCGUACUAUAAUAUAGGCUAGGCUAAGUUAGGGCAGGGUAGCUUAUAGUGUCUCAGAUUAAGGUAGGGUAGCUCAGGGCAGGGUAUGACGUUUUAAAGUACAUUAGAAUAGGGUAGGACACGACAAGCCAUGGCAUUUUAAAGUAGGGUGGGGCUAUUUUAGAGCAAGCUAUGGCAUUUUAUGUUAGGUUAGGGUAUUUCAGAGUAGGGUAUGGCAUUUUAUAGUAGUGUAGGGUUUUCUAGGAACGGAUAUGGCAUUUUAAAGUAGGCAAGGAUCUUUCAGGAUAGUUCAUUUUAGAGUAGGGUCGGGUACUUUAGGACUGGGUAUAAAAUUUUAUAGUAAGACAGGGUUGUUUUGUGCAGGGCAUGGCAUUUUAAAGUAGGCUACGUUCUUUUAGGGCGGGUUUUGACAUUUUAGGGUAGACUAGAGUAUAUUGUAUGACAUUUAAUAGCUGGUCAGGGCAUUCUAUGUUAGGGUAGUCUUUCAACAGUUUUAAAUUUAAGUUUAAAAAAUUUAUUUUAAAAAAUAAUUUUGUAUUUCAGGUUCAAACUCUGGAAUUGGCAAGCAAACAGCAUUUGAAUUCCUUUCCAAAGGUGCUAAAGUUACUUUACAUGGCCAAAAUGAACAAAAGCUAAAGGUAAUAACAUUGAGUUUAAGGUAGGGUAGGGCAGGGUACGAUAGGGCAGGGCAAGGUAGGAUAAGGUAGGACAGGGCAGGGCAGGGCAGGGCAGGGCAGGGCAGGGCAGGGUAGGGCAGGGCAGGGCAGGGCAGGGCAGGGCAGGGCAGGGCAGGGCAGGGCAGGGCAGGGCAGGGCAGGGCAGGGCAGGGCAGGGCAGGGCAGGGCAGGGCAGGGCAGGGCAGGGCAGGGUAGGGUACGGUGAAGUUUGGCAGGGUAGGGCACGUUCAAACAAAGGUGGGCAGGGAUUUUCAAAAAUUUUUUAUAAAAAUUUUAAAAGUUGAAAUAUUUUUUUUGCAUUUUUACUUUCCAGGAUACCAUAUCCGGGUUCAUGGCCAAUGAUAUUAACCAUGAUAACAUACAUUAUGUUCUUGGGCCGAUCCAAGAAAAGGAAACCCAAACCAAAUUGAUUAAAGAAACGGUCGAUAAAUUCGGUCGAUUAGACGUUCUAAUCAACAAUGCCGGCAUAUCACACGAUGGUAACUUAGAGUUACAUUCUACUGAGCAAUUUCACAAAGUAAUGAGUAUUAACGUCGAGAGGUAGGAGUGUCAUUUCUUGUUGACAUUGCCAUUUUAGUGUGAUAUCACUGUCCAGAACAGCAUUGCCAGAGUUGGAGAAGACGAAGGGUGCCAUAGUUAAUAUCAGCUCGGUCAGUGGACAAAGACCUGCCUUGUUUUGGCAGUUCUACCGUAUCUCCAAGGCCGCUCUGGAUCAUGCUUCGAAAAUAAUGGCGUAUGACUUUUCUCAAAAUGGUGUUAGAGUCAAUAAUGUUAGGUAAGUUACCCUGUCUUUACAUAUAGACCUAGUCUAGAUCCCUAGCCCAGAGCCCUAGCCCAGAGCCCUAGUCCAGAGCCCUAGCCCAGAGCCCUAGUCCAGAUCCCUAAACAAUCCUCUUUUCACUUAAUUUAUAUAUAUAUAAAUAUUCACCAUAGCCAAUCAAAACCCAUACAAUAUUAAAUUUAAAAAAAGAAAAAAAUUUUAGUCCAGGCGUGACAAAGACCAACUUCAUAACCAGAAACACAAACCUAGAGACAUCUGACAGUCAAUUUAAAAACUAUGAGAGUUUCAUUCCAAUGAAUCGACUGGGCAAACUGACUGAAAUCACUAAUGUCAUUCUGUUUUUGGCAUCGGAUCUGGCUUCAUACAUGACUGGAGCCGUUGUUGUUGUGGAUGGUGGCAUGCUGCUUGGACCGGCUAUUAAGAAGGACUAG